AUGAUGUCUUCCAUACGAGCAUCACCUCCUUUUCACACGCCGCCUGAGGAAGAGGAGGCGCUCGGCCGCAGCAACAACAACACGGUCUGGCUCAAUGACCACGGGGCCAAGGAGACGCCGUCGCCCUCCCCGCCCCAGCGGCCGCACCCAGCCGAACUGCAGCCAAUCAGAGGGAAGCAAAUGGAUGGCGACUUGUGGGACAACGUUGAGUCGGCUGUGAUGGACACAGAGAGCACAAAUAAGGGCUCCUCUGUCGUCUACUCUUACCGUGCCAAUUCAUCCUCACCACCAAAGCCUGAGGAGUGUUCCCGAGAUCGUGGGGAGCAGACAGUGACGGGCGCGGGCCUAGCCUUGGGCACGCCGGAACGCCGCAAGGGAAGCCUGGCGGAUGUGGUGGACACGCUGAAGCAAAAGAAGCUGGUGGAGAUGACCAAGACGGAACAAGACGAGUCGACGUGCAUGGGGAGUCUUCUUUCCAAGGACUGGAAGGAGCACGUAGAGCGUCUCAAUGCCACCGAUUUGCUGGGUGAUGUCAAAGGGACGGCCGAGUCCCUAGAGGAGAAAGAGCACCAACUGUCAUCCAUGAUCAGCCAGCUGAUCAGCUUGAGGGAGCAGCUCCUCUGCGCCCAUGACGAGCAGAAGAAGAUGGCCGCAUCCCAGCUGGAAAAGCAGCGACAGCAGAUGGAGCUUGCUCGUCAACAGCAAGAUCAGAUUGCCAGACAGCAGCAACAGCUCCUGCAGCAACAACACAAGAUCAACGUUCUCCAACAGCAGAUUCAGGUCCAAGGUCACAUGCCCCCCCUCAUGAUCCCUGUGUUCCCUCACGACCAGAGGUCUUUGGCAGCUGCCGCAGCCGCCGCACAGCAAAGCUUCCUCUUUCCACCGGGCAUGUCCUACAAGCCAGCUGGUGACAACUACCCCAUGCAGUUCAUUCCUUCGACAAUGGCGGCAGCAGCGGCAGCGGGCCUCAGUCCGCUUCAGCUACAGCAGCUGUAUGCUGCACAGCUAGCGAGUAUGCAGAUCUCGCCGGGAGCCAAAAUGGCACCCGUCCCGCCGGGGGGACCCAACACGUCCAGUCCAUUGUCGCCCACCGCCCUCAAGAGCGAGAAACGAGCGUCCAGUCCCCUUUUGCAGGUCAAGCUGGAGGAAGGCUCCACGCAGCCGCUCAACCUAUCAGCCCGACCCAAGACCUCGCCGACGUCGCCAACUCCGCAAACGCUAUUUUUAGGGAACAAGGGCAGCCCCACCGGUACUACCAAAGCCCGCAUCCCCAGUCCAGUCUCUGCCAUGGGCCGCAAUGCCUCUUUGGACAUCCUCUCCAGCCUGAACUCUACAGCACUGUUUGGAGAUCAGGACGCUGUAAUGAAGGCCAUCCAGGAGGCCAGAAGUAUGAGAGAGCAGAUCCAGAGGGAGCAGUUCCACCACCAGCAGGCACCUGCUCCUCCUCCACCUCCACCACCACCUAAUCAUCACCCUCAUCAUCAUGCAGCCCCUCCUGGACAUCAAAGCUUGGAGGCCAAGCUGUCAGCAUUGAGCAGUAUGAGUCUUAACAACGGCAACAAGGAGCGUCUGCACUAUGAAACACUGAGCCACCACCUGGGCAAACUUGGCGAGGAUGCUGGAAAGAUGGUCCAUCGAGUCAUCGAUCUGACCAGACCAGAAGAUCUGGACGGAAGCAACAUGUCAGAAGCUCGCGUGUUCCGGGAGGCGCGUGGUAGGAGCAACAACGAGCCGCACAUCAAAAGGCCCAUGAACGCUUUCAUGGUUUGGGCCAAGGAUGAGCGCAGGAAGAUCUUGCAGACCUUUCCGGACAUGCACAACUCCAACAUCAGCAAGAUCCUGGGUUCCCGCUGGAAGGCGAUGAGCAACCAGGAGAAGCAGCCAUACUACGAGGAACAAGCGCGCCUCAGCAAAAUCCACCUGGAGAAAUAUCCCAACUACAAGUACAAGCCGCGACCCAAGAGGACGUGCAUCAUUGACGGCAAGAAGCUACGCAUCGGCGAGUACAAACAGAUGAUGCGGUCGCGGCGUCAGGAGAUGAGACAGUUUUUUGUGGGGCCUCAGGCUCCCCUUCCCUUGGGCAGUACCGCAGGUGGCAUGGGUGUCUACCCAGGCUCCAUUACCAUGGCGACUGCCACAACCCCCUCACCUCACUUGACCUCUGACUGCUCAAGCAACUCGGCCAGCCCCGAGCCAGCCGUGCCAGUCAUCCAAAGCGCGUACGACGCCGUCAAGGACGUACCUGCCCUGGACAUGGGCAGACACCCCGCUAACGGCGACGAAGACACGGACAUGUACGACGACUACGAAGACGAGCCCAAGUCGGAUUACAGCAGCGAGCACGAGACGCAGCAGGACAUCAGCGCCGACUGA
This is a messenger RNA of Nerophis lumbriciformis (worm pipefish), 2373 nucleotides long. The record is from RefSeq and is a predicted model, not a curated record. NCBI's taxonomy places the organism in Eukaryota, Metazoa, Chordata, Actinopteri, Syngnathiformes, Syngnathidae.